Toxotes jaculatrix (banded archerfish) is the source of this 2099-nucleotide messenger RNA. Its product is annotated as N-acetyllactosaminide beta-1,3-N-acetylglucosaminyltransferase 3-like. The record is from RefSeq and is a predicted model, not a curated record. The coding region runs from base 141 to 1280 and encodes 379 amino acids. Gene Ontology annotation, cellular component: membrane. Gene Ontology annotation, molecular function: hexosyltransferase activity. NCBI's taxonomy places the organism in Eukaryota, Metazoa, Chordata, Actinopteri, Toxotidae. The transcript has 2 exons.
UGCAGGAGAAGCACCGCCCAGCAGGCUGCACGCAUCAGACCACCGCUCAGAGUUAUGCAGUCACACACUGGAAUUGUUACUAACGUUUGCGGCUACAGGGAUACAGGAGAGGAUCCGUCUCCUUUUGACGAGUUUCAAGGAUGCGAAAAAUCAGGAAAAGAGAUUUGUUGAUUGCUGGAGCUCUUGGUCUGUUGGUCCUCCAUCUCUGUAAGGAUUUUACUAACCUAAAGAACAUCAGCCUCCACAUAGAUAUGAGAGAUGAAGGCAGUCAGGUAACGCAAGCCACCACAAAGAAAUCCUAUGUAUACUCCUGGCCAAGAUGUCAACAAAAUAUGUCUGUUGACAAUGUCACAGGCUUCAGUCCUCUUCCUGGUGGUAUAAAAGACUUUCUCUACUAUCGACACUGCCGCCAUUUCCCCAUGCUACUGGACCUUCCUGACAAAUGUGGAGGAGCUGAUAAAUCUUCAGAAGUCUUCCUUCUACUGGUCAUUAAAAGUUCCCCUGAGAACUAUGAACGGCGAGAGGUGCUGCGCAAAACCUGGGCUAAGGAGAGGUUACACAAUGGUGUGUGGAUCCGGAGGAUCUUCAUCUCGGCAACAAUGCAUUCUGGUUUUGAAAAAGAACGACUAAACAAACUGCUUGAAGAAGAGCAACGCGAGAACAGUGACAUCCUCCAGUGGGACUUUGAUGAUACAUUCUACAACCUCACCUUGAAGCAGAUUGUUUUCCUAGAAUGGAUGGAAAGAAACUGUCCGAAAGCUCGCUUCUUGCUAAAUGGUGAUGAUGAUGUAUUCGCCAACACAGACAACAUGGUCGAGUAUCUCCAAUCGCUCAAGGACAAUGAUGGAAGCAAACACCUCUUUACCGGUCAUUUGAUCCAGAAUGUGGGGCCCAUUAGAUCAUCAGGGAGCAAGUAUUAUAUCCCAGUACAGGUGCAGGAGUCAGAUUCAUAUCCUCCUUACUGUGGUGGUGGGGGCUUCCUCCUGUCUGGCUAUACAGCUUUGGUCAUAUACAAUAUGUCCCAGUCCAUUACCAUUCUUCCCAUUGACGAUGUCUACAUGGGGAUGUGUCUGGCCAAAGCAGGACUCGGUCCUGUUUCCCAUAUUGGUGUGAAGACGGCAGGAUUAUACGUUCCCUCCAGAACACUAGAUGAAUAUGAUCCUUGCUAUUAUAAAGACAUUUUGUUGGUACACAGAUUCCUUCCAGCUCGCAUGUAUCUUAUGUGGCGCCGAAUACAUGACCCCAAUCUGAAAUGUGGCCAUUCAAAGGGAAAACUUUAGCAGCAUCUAAUUGUAACUUAUUGAUUGUGACAGUGCUUGUUGACACUUUGUUUCCCUUCUGCUUUUAGGGAGUGAGUGUCAGCAUGACUUACUUUAUUUGCAUCAUGGGAAAAGAUUUGAACUGUUUUUCUACUGUGACUAGGGCUGGGUGGCGGUCCAUGAUUCUGACUGACCAACAUGAAGUCAUGCUUCCUUAUUGACUUGACUUGACUUGACUUAUUGUUUGGUCAAAUAUUUUAAAUCAUGCUUAUGUUAAUUUUUAGAUUAUUUAUGAAAAGUCAUAGUUUGAAUGAUACCUUGCUUCAGGUGUAACUACUGCAGGGUUAUAAGAUAUAAUGUAGUUCCCAAAGUCUUACAAAAGAUAUUUAAAAUUCCUCAGCGUUUUCCUUCAUAUGUAUUCUUAUUUGUACAGCUUUCUUUUUUUCAGCAGAGCCUGUAUAUUUUUGGUAGAAUAAUACAUACAGAAAGAGAUUCAUGCUUUUGUGCCUCACAUUAAUGCUUCUCAGCCAGAACCAUUGUUAGAUGUUUCGCUGUGUUGACAGUGUCUUAUAAUUGGACUCAUAUAUAGGUUGAGUAUAUGCCAAGUUCAUUUCCCUUUUUAAAAAAAAAAAAAAAAAAAGUCUAUUAAAUAUAUACAGGAAUGUAUAAAUCUAUUUUAUUUUCAUAUUGUUAAGAGGGGUGUAACUAUUGUGCUAUUUUAUGAUUAAAGAGAUUUGAGAUUAAAUUGUGCACUGUACAGAACAAACAAAAAAAAAAAAAAAAAAGAUUGGUGUCUGUAUAGUGUCCAUGGACCUUUUCCGGGAAACACUUGAUGGGAAA